This is a messenger RNA of Centruroides sculpturatus (bark scorpion), 3904 nucleotides long. RefSeq names its product large neutral amino acids transporter small subunit 4-like. Gene Ontology annotation, biological process: transmembrane transport. The record is from RefSeq and is a predicted model, not a curated record. Lineage: Eukaryota; Metazoa; Arthropoda; Arachnida; Scorpiones; Buthidae. The coding region runs from base 2293 to 3768 and encodes 491 amino acids. Gene Ontology annotation, molecular function: transmembrane transporter activity. The transcript has 11 exons.
CGUUUGUUCCUACCGAUUCCUUUGAAAUUUUGACACAACGCUGCAUUCGAAUACGCACGUGUUUUUAUAUAAUAUACUGUACAUUACGAAAUUCCUCCCACUGGGAGAAGAUGGUUAGGAUUAAGGCUUACUGUAAAGAACUCUGCUUCUAUUAUACUAUUUUAGAUGCGGUUUUUUGUGUUUUUGAUUGCAUUUUAAUAGGGUACGUCAAGAGAAUGUACACUAAGAAAGGAUUUUUCGAAAAAUUCCCCCCCAUGGGGAAAGUGUGUGUUAUACAUUUAUAAUAGAUACAUUUUGAGCCACAACAACGCGUGGCGGGGUCUGCUAAUAUAGUAUACAAUUAUGAAUUCGGACUUUGUUUAAUCAAUAUUUGUUAAAUAUAAAAAUUUUUAAUAAACAUUUUGCUGACUCCAAACUUUUUAUCAGGAAACGUAAAACAAUUAAGUUAAAGAUAAUUUAACUUAUCAAAUGCCGGGAGUUUCCAUGCCAUGUCAACUGUAUUAAAGAAUUUCUGUAUAUUUUUCAAAGAAUUUUCCUAAAUUGAAAUAGUGUUUGAUGAAAAUCGAAUUCAGUUGCCAAAGUAAUUAAGUUCCUACCGUUCUUUCUCAUAUCAUAUAAUUGUGAAUUAGGUUUAUGAUUACAAAUGAUGUAAUAUGGCAUAUAGAUGAAAAGUGUUAAUUGGAAUUUGGAUCUUCGAGGCACACACUACAGGAUCAAAACCUUGCCAUUACGUAAGCUAAUUCGAUCUAUUAACCUAAUUAGAAGAAAAAUUCAUCUUAUAUCGUUACGAUCUAUCAAAACUAAAUAUAAAUUAUGUAGAAAUACGAAAUUAGAUAUCAUUACAUUGCAUUCAUUCAUCGUUGCCUGAAUAUUAAAAGUGUCGAAAUUAAAUAAAGUUACGAUGUAUUUAUUACGCAGAAAAAAAUAGUAUAUACAAUGUGUUUCGUGUUUAUCGCUUCUUUAUUUAUUAUCUUACGUAAUAUUUUCAUUAUCAGAUUAUCAGUCCUCUACCAAAACGUGACUAUUUAUCCAUAAUUAAAACACUUGACACCCAAAUUUUAGGAAUCCAAAACAAUUUACACUGAACUAAUGGAAAAGAAGAUGUCAGGACGAUUUUAAGCUAAGUAUUUUAUAUAUAGCCUAAAUAGAUAAAUAAGUUUUUCUCGGGAUUUUCUUGUUUGUUUGUAUUUUAGCUGUGAAAUCUGUUUAAUUGGGACAGUAAUCUUCAGUCUGAAUAGACUUUACUGUAAUAAAAAACAAUAAAAUUUUUAUAAAUCAAAAUUUAUAUAGGUCGAAGAUAAAUGUGAAGUUACUAAUACAUGAUAUGGAUUCUUCACUCUUUUAAAAAUGUAGUAAUGACUAUUGUAAUUAUUAAUUAUUUACUGUGAAGAUAUAAAAUAUAAAAAUGCAAAUAAAAUAAUGUUGGAGGCAAUUUUCCACAUCAACAAUUAUGAUAAAACUAUUAUACUUAAAGAAUCACAGUUUUUUUCCUUCUAUUGAAAAUUAUUAAUCUAAAUAUGCUAUUUUUUUCGAGUAAUGAAAUUAUAUUUUUAGCAUUAAUAUGAUGAAAAAACCGCAUUGGUUUAAAGGUAAUCCAAUUGCAACAAAAUAUAACUUUCUACACGUGUAUUUAAUAAAUAACUUAUUUAUGUGAGAAUGUAUUUUUCAUACAUAUAAAAACUAAUAUUUUCUGCCAAAACGUUCUUUAUUUUAUAUUCUUGUAAUCAUUAUUAAUACAGUAAUUACAAUUUCCAAUAACACCGGCAUCGAUCUACAUAUAACGUAUAUUUGGAUGUUCGGGCCAUCAAUAAAUGAGAAAUGAAAAAUAAGGCGUACUUGUGUAUAAUGUACUCGUUCUAUUCCUAAGUUUUUCGUAUGGUAUAAAAUAAAAAUACGUAUAUAUAAAUAAUGCGAUGAAAGCACUUUCACACGGGUUAUAAAUAUUCAAAGUCUAUCUAUAGAAAAUAGGAAUAAAAUGAAUUUCGAGCUUAUUUAAAAAAAGAAAAAAAAUCGAAUUUAAAAUAAAUAAUAUAACUAUAUUUUAUUUAUUUGAAAGCGUAUUUCUUUCCGGAAACGUCUCCGAUUAUUUAUAGGUAUGUCUGAAUGUAUGGAGUUGCGUCAAAUUCGAUAAUCGUAACGCGAUUAGUGGGCAAUGAUCUCAUAGCAUCUAAUAAAUUUUAUUUCUUUAUCAUUAACGAUAACGGUGUAUCAAAUCACGUGGUAUAUGCAAAGAUGUCAUUCGGAGAGUAAACUCGAUCGGAGAAAGUCGUAAUUCGUCUUCUAUCCACAAACAUGGAAAACUGGAAAAAGUGGUUAUGCUUCUUUAUUGGUUAUUUCGAAAGUUUAUUAUUUGCCGGUAUCAUUUACGGUUGGCCGAGUUUAGUAUACCUUUUUAAAGAAGAUCACCUUUAUAGUCACCUGUGUUCUAAUAUCACUGUAGCGGUAGAAUCUAAUGUAACUGUUGCAGUCCACGCGGAAAUGUACACCAAGAAGACACAGGUAAACUAUAUAAAUUGCUACGAAGAAGAUAGCAUGUACAAUUUGGCAUUUAGUAUAGGUACCUGUAUACUGUCCACUUCUGUCUUAUUUGGUGCAUUGAUAUUAGAUUAUAUGGGUUUAAGGUUUACUAGGGUAUUAAACAGCAUCAUUUUGGCAUUAAGCUUUUUAUUAUUUGGCUUGUGUAAUAAAGAAAGACCGUAUCUUAUAUUUUUCGGAGUAGUUUUAUUAGGAUUAGGAGGGGGUCAACUUCGCUUAACAGAUCUACAAAUUGCAGAUAUAUUUCCGAAAGCAAAAGCUACUGUAAUUGCGCUGUAUGGCGGAGCCUACACGGGAUCGUCUAUCGUAUUUCUGUUUUUUAAAAUAGGUUACGAAUUUGGAAUCUCUUGGCGCACUUCCUUCUACUUUUGCAGUAUAUUAUCGUUACUCAUGCUAAUUCCUACAUUUUUAUUAUUUCCGAAGAUUAAAUUUAAUUCAGAGGUGCAUAAAUCCAACAAGGUAACUCAAAAUGUAAUCCAUAACGAUGAAAAGACUCCUCUGAUCGUCUCUACCAAUACUAAACAUAAAAUUGAUCAUGAUCAUCCACAGAGUCAAAUUAGUAUUGAUAAAUCGGUAGAAUACAUGAAAUCUUUGCCAUUAUCUCAUUCAUUAACUUCUUUCUCGUAUCUCAUCCACGUUUACUCUAUUUCUAUUGCCUGUCUGGUGGUGAUGAUAUAUAACGGAUCUUUUAAUGUAUGGAUUAGUGCCGUGACGAAAAACAACGAAACUGUAAGUUAUUUGGUGGAGGUGUUUGGUUCCAUACAAAUAUUAAUGGUCAUUAUCGGACCGGUGGUAGGCACUAUGAUGGAUUAUGCCGUGAAUAAAGCUAAUACAGUAAAAGAAGCCAUUAGCAGAAGGAAAAAAAGACAGAAGGGAGGAUUUUGGGCUUUGCUAAUAACGUUUAUUGUAACAAUAGCAUUACUGACUUGUACUUUUUUUUCGAAUAUUAAUGCGAUUUACGUAUCCAUAUUUAUUUAUCUAUUGGCUCGAUCUAUGUCUAUCUCCGCUCAACCGGCAUAUAUACGAGUAAGGUUCCCGCAGCAUCAUUUCAAUGUUUUGACUGGAAUAUCCGGAGUAGCCAUAGGUUUUCAAGCAUUGAUACAAUAUUUUUUCUUUAUUUGGAUAGGAAAUAACCCAUUAUGGGCUCGAUCGACAUUGCUCAUAUUAGCAACUAUCAACUUUGCCAGUCCUUUUCAUCUAUUAUGUUUACCAGUAAUGAAAAACUAUAGCUAGCUCUUCCAUAAAAAUCAAUAUACCUCGUAAUAUCAAUUCGGGUCAUGAAUCUCGACCGUUUAUAACAAUUAUGUAAAUACUUUUUACCCAGAUGUAAAAAUUUCGAUAAUAAUAAUUCAUUAUUUUAACAAAUUAA